Molecule: messenger RNA, 1855 nt
Organism: Brassica oleracea var. oleracea
Lineage: Eukaryota; Viridiplantae; Streptophyta; Magnoliopsida; Brassicales; Brassicaceae
Product: lysine histidine transporter-like 8
Exons: 5
Coding region: 134-1690 (518 amino acids)
Cellular component (GO): plasma membrane
Source: RefSeq, a predicted model, not a curated record
AAGGACAAAAACCUCAUAAUAAAUCCUCAACCCCUAUGGAGACCAGAAACUAGAGUGAGAGAGAGAGUGAUACUGAGAAAAAGGCAAAACAAACACCAUCUUUGUCCACCUGCUCAGAUAGAUAAAGAGAACGAUGGACGAGAGACCCGAGACAGAGCUAAUAUCAAUACCUGCAACGCCCCGAGUCUCCACUCCAGAGAUUCUAACUCCGUCCGGUCAAAGAUCUCCUCGUCCCGCCACUAAAUCCUCGUCGGCGGCAUGGACUCCUACUUCCUUUAUAUCGCCGAGGUUCUUGAGUCCCAUUGGAACUCCUAUGAAACGUGUUCUUGUCAACAUGAAAGGAUAUCUAGAGGAAGUAGGUCAUCUCACUAAGCUCAACCCACAAGACGCUUGGCUUCCUAUCACUGAGUCUCGUAACGGAAACGCUCACUAUGCCGCGUUUCAUAACCUAAACGCUGGUGUUGGGUUUCAAGCUCUCGUUCUCCCCGUCGCGUUUGCGUUUCUUGGCUGGAGUUGGGGAAUUCUAUCACUGACAAUAGCCUAUAUUUGGCAACUCUACACACUGUGGAUUCUAGUUCAGUUACACGAAGCCGUCCCGGGGAAACGUUAUAAUCGAUAUGUUGAGCUUGCACAAGCUGCGUUUGGAGAAAGAUUGGGAGUUUGGCUUGCAUUGUUUCCUACUGUUUACUUAUCAGCAGGAACCGCGACAGCUCUGAUUUUGAUAGGUGGAGAGACAAUGAAACUCUUCUUCCAAAUAGUCUGUGGUCCAUUAUGCGCCUCGAACCCUUUAACAACAGUUGAAUGGUAUCUGGUGUUUACUUCUCUAUGCAUCGUUCUGUCUCAACUUCCAAACCUCAAUUCCAUCGCGGGACUCUCCUUAAUAGGAGCAGUGACUGCGAUAACUUACUCUACAAUGGUUUGGGUUCUCUCUGUUAGUCAACCAAGACCAGCCACUAUUUCCUACGAGCCACUUUCUAUGCCUUCGCUUUCUGGUUCGGUUUUUUCUGUGUUGAAUGCUCUUGGUAUUGUAGCUUUUGCCUUCAGAGGUCACAACUUGGUUCUUGAAAUUCAGUCGACGAUGCCAUCGACGUUUAAGCAUCCAGCUCAUGUACCAAUGUGGAGAGGAGCCAAAGUUUCUUACUUCUUCAUUGCUCUGUGUAUCUUUCCAAUCUCCAUCGGAGGUUUUUGGGCUUAUGGGAACCUUAUGCCUUCAGGAGGUAUGCUCGCUGCUCUUUAUGAAUUCCACAUUCACGACAUUCCUCGAGGUUUAUUGGCGAUGGCAUUUCUCCUAGUAGUCUUCAGCUGCCUGAGCAGCUUUCAGAUAUACUCAAUGCCCGCCUUUGACAGCUUUGAGGCUGGCUACACAAGCCGAACCAACAAGCCAUGUUCAAUCUGGGUCAGAUCAGGUUUUAGAGUCUUUUUUGGCUUUGUCUCCUUUUUCAUCGGCGUUGCACUCCCUUUCCUGUCUAGUCUCGCUGGUUUGCUCGGUGGACUCACCCUUCCGGUCACGUUUGCUUAUCCUUGCUUCAUGUGGGUUUUGAUCAAGAAACCGACCAAGUACAGUUUCAAUUGGUAUUUCCAUUGGGGAUUGGGUUGGUUAGGAGUUGCAUUCAGCUUGGCAUUCUCCAUAGGUGGGAUAUGGAGCAUGGUUACUCAAGGACUUAAGCUUAAGUUCUUCAGUCCUAACUGAGUAAUAUCUCAUGUUAAGAAGUCGGUGGGUUUUGCUUGGUUGAUAAGUUUCAAGUUGAGAAUUUUCUAUUGUCUGUGUUUUGUGUAAGAGUGCUUUUGACUUUUGUUUUGAAUUGGACCGUUCUAAUGUGUAAUAUAUUCAGUAAGCGUUUUUCAAUAUGAAGAA